Messenger RNA from Cordyceps fumosorosea ARSEF 2679, 2226 nucleotides. RefSeq names its product Glycoside hydrolase, family 36. The coding region runs from base 1 to 2226 and encodes 741 amino acids. The transcript is spliced from 3 exons. Gene Ontology annotation, molecular function: alpha-galactosidase activity. The record is from RefSeq and is a predicted model, not a curated record. Lineage: Eukaryota; Fungi; Ascomycota; Sordariomycetes; Hypocreales; Cordycipitaceae. Gene Ontology annotation, biological process: carbohydrate catabolic process.
AUGCGAAUCAACACCGAAGUGAGCCAAAAAGCAGCAAUGAAGCCUGACCCCAUCGUCGUGGACGGGACGUCCUUUGCGCUCAACGGACGCAACCUUUCCUACCGAUUUCACGUCGAUGCCGCCACCGGCGACCUCGUCAGCGACCACUUCGGCGCCGCCGUUCCCGACACGCAGCUGCCUUCCGCUGCGCCCGUCGCGCGCCAGGGCGGCUGGUCGACCGCCGGCGGCGUGCGCCGCGAGUUCCCCGACCUGGGCCGGGGCGACUUCCGCACGCCUGCGUUUCGCGUGCGCGUCGGGGCCACCGGUGGUGGUGGCACGGUGACGGCGCUGCGGUACCACUCCCACGAGGUGAUCCCGGGGAAGCCAGCGUUGGAGGGCCUGCCGUCGACGGUCGCGGCGGCCGGCGAGGCGGCGACGCUGGUGGUAUGCCUGCAGGACGAGCGGAGCCGGAUCGCGGCGGACCUGUCUUACACUGUGUUUCCGGAACUUGAUAUCAUCGCUAGGAGCGUCAAGGUUACCAAUCAGGGGACGCAGACGGUGACAGUUGAGAAGCUGACGAGCAUCAGCGUGGAUCUGCCACAUCGCGACUAUGACAUGAUUAGCCUCCGCGGGGAAUGGACGAGAGAAUGCAACAAGGCGCGUCGCGCCAUCGACUACGGAUCACAAGGCUUCGGUAGCACCACCGGUUACUCAUCCCACUUCCACAACCCCUUCCUCGCGCUCGCGCCGCCCACCACGACCGAGUCCCACGGCGAGGCCUGGGGCUUCGCCCUCGUCUAUUCGGGCUCCUUCCGCGCCGAGGUCGAGAAGAACCCGCAGGGCCUGGUGCGUGCGCAGAUCGGCCUGCACGACGCGCAGCUCUCCUGGCCGCUCGGCCCCGGCGAGACCCUCGUGGCGCCCGAGUGCGUGGCCGCGUACUCGGCCGCGGCCGGCGUGGGGGGCAUGUCGCGCGCGCUGCACCGGCUGCACCGGCGACACCUCAUGCGCGGACCGUGGCGGGACCGCCCGCGGCCGGUGCUGCUCAACGGCUGGGAGGGCGUGUACUUUGACUUUGACGGCGAGGCCAUCGUGGGCAUGGCGGCGGCGGCGGCGGACCUCGGCGUGAAGCUCUUCGUCAUGGACGACGGCUGGUUCGGGGUCAAGCACCCGCGGACGAGCGACGGCGCCGGUCUGGGCGACUGGACGCCGAACCCGGCGCGGUUCCCGGACGGCCUCAAGAGCGUCGUUGACAGGGCGACGACUCUGGCUGUCACAGGGUCUGAUGAGAAGCUGAAAUUUGGCAUCUGGGUUGAGCCUGAAAUGGUCAACCCCAGGUCCGAACUCUUCGAAAGCCAUCCCGACUGGGUGCUCCAGGCUGACGGGUAUCCGCGCACCGAGGCUCGCAACCAGUUGGUCCUCAACCUCGCGCUGCCCGCUGUGCAGGACUUCAUAAUCGAUAGCAUCACAACACUGCUGCGCAGUGCGCCCAUAUCGUACGUCAAGUGGGAUAACAAUCGCGGCAUACACGAGACCGCCUCGCCGGCCGCCUUCCAUGCCUACCUGCUCGGCCUGUACCGCGUACUCGACACGCUCACCACGAGCUUCCCCGACGUCCUCUGGGAAGGCUGCGCCUCGGGCGGCGGCCGCUUCGACGCCGGCAUGCUGCCGUACUUUCCGCAGUCGUGGGCGUCGGACAACACGGACCCCGUCGACCGCGUCGCCAUCCAGUUCGGCACGACCGUCGCGUACCCGGCGGCCGCCAUGGGCGCGCACGUCGCCAAGGUGCCUAACGAGACGACUCGGCGCGUAACGUCGCUGGCGUUUCGCACGCACGUCGCCAUGAUGGGUGGCUCCUUCGGCUUUGAGCUGGACCCGCGUGACAGCAGCGGCGACAUCACCCCGGCGGAGCGGCUGCAGAUCCCCGGGCUGAUCAAGUUGGCGGAGAAGAUCAAUCCGCUAGUGAUCAACGGCGACAUGUGGAAGCUAGAUCUUCCGGGAGAGUCGAACCACCCCGCGGCGUUGUUCCUGGCAGGGGAUGGGUCCCAGGGCGUGUUGUUCGCGUUUCAAAUGCUGGGCCGGACGGUGCACAGCCAGCCAACGCUGCGUUUUCAGGGGCUAGCCGGUGAUGCGAAAUAUCGGUUGGAUGGAGAAAAGGAGUACUCGGGUGCGGCUUUAAUGAAUGGUGGGCUGCAGUUUGCAUUCGCUGGCGACUACGAUAGUCGGGUUGUGCUCAUCGAGCGGCUGUAA